Molecule: messenger RNA, 2766 nt
Organism: Alternaria atra
Lineage: Eukaryota; Fungi; Ascomycota; Dothideomycetes; Pleosporales; Pleosporaceae
Exons: 1
Coding region: 1-2766 (921 amino acids)
Biological process (GO): ubiquitin-dependent protein catabolic process
Cellular component (GO): anaphase-promoting complex
Molecular function (GO): ubiquitin protein ligase binding
Source: RefSeq, a predicted model, not a curated record
AUGGACCAUUCGACCCUGGUCUUCGCGUCCGUCUUUCCAGUCCUCUCCUUCUCUCACAGCACGCCGACGCCGGUUGCGACACCGGAUCUGGGACACACAGCGCCAGGCACCUCGUUCGGGAGUCCAUAUGCUCUAAGAAACGCUGAGAGCCGAACACCAGCGCAAGCACAUGGGCAGGGCCAACACAGAGCAGUCAAGCGCAACAUAGCAUGGAGUUGCGCGACACGAUUUCUGAGUUUACCAAAGGAUGUCAAUUUUGCUCCCAGAAUACAAAAGAACAGAGAGAUUGAAGAAGCUCUGAGCUUCUUAUUGAAUGGAGAAGGCAAAAGCGACGACGGGAAGGAGGAGACUCUAGUUGAGUGGUAUACGAACGAAUGCAGACUACACUUUGCGAAUCAUGUCCGGCCAGGGCUAGAGAAUUUGUGGCGGGAUGAGAUUGAGUUCCAACGGGCCUGGGAUAUCCUCGAUGAAACACAGCGCAUUCUCGAGCAGGUGCAGAACGUGUAUCUCCAACCCUUCACCGAACAUCUGCUCCCUCUCAUACAGCAGAACGCCGGUAACACGACCCUUCGACCGAGUAGGCCUACACAGAUCGCCGACUCAGAUACCACAAGUGCAGCGGAUUGGAAGUUCCGUCGAGAUUUACAGGCUGUCUUUGCGCAUUGUCUGCCGCUACGACGGUACGGGAAGACGUUGAGCUAUGUUCUAUACGAUGCAGGAUGUCGAUUAUUUCGCAUAUACACCCGAAACGAUGGCAUGCAGCCGAGUACUACACCUGAAAAGACACAAGAGUUUAGGAAGCGAAUGACCAUGCUGCUACAAAGCCUGGAGCGCGUCGGGCUCGGUGGCGAUAGCGCACAGAAGGCUUUCGCGCAUGCGAUGAACAAGCUGCUCGACUCCUUCAUUACAAGCCACUACUUGAAGGUAGAUUGGUAUUCGAACAAGUCAAUUGUGCCACAGUUAAGAUUGUGGAUUCGUGAUGGCUUCUGUCCGCUUGUCGAGCUGGUACUGGAAUGUCUGCGGUGCGAGCAGAGUAGUAUUCUACCUACCGAACUGGGUUCAUGGCAAGAGAUGGCGCUGGGUAGGCUGGGGCGAGCAAGAGUCGAUAACUUGUUCGAUUUUGUCAUCAACUGGGACAAGAGUCUAGGUGCCAUUCUGGACAUCAAAGAGUAUCUACGGACUUCAAACGCGAAGCAGUAUCUUACUGCGAGCUUUUCCCAGCAGGUAUCGAGGCGGCUGUUACAUCCUGGAGCCACGACGACUUACAUACUGAACGUCUACAUAUCCAUUAUUCGCUCAUUUCAUGAGCUAGAACCUAAAGGCGUACUGCUCGAGCGUGUAGCUAGACCGAUCAGGCGGUACCUGAAGGAGCGAGAAGACACAGCGCGUAUCAUCAUAUCAAGUCUGCUGACUGAUCUGAGCGACGAGACGGGGAGUAAAUUCUCAUCGAACAGCGAGCUCUCGUACGAAAUUGCCUGUGAGAUGGGAAAGCCAUUCGCAAACUAUGGACAGGAUACUGAUGAGGAGCUCAACUGGAAUGAUAUGAACUGGCAGCCGCUACCGCAAGACGCAUCACCAGACUACAAGAAGUCGAAGGUUGAGGAUGUGAUAUGGUUCUUGUUAACACUUUGGGAGCGAGAGGACUUUAUCAACGAGCUGAAGAACAUUUACGGAGACCAUUUGCUCAGAUGCCAAGACCCCGAGUAUGAGAAGGAGAUCCGACUGUUGGAGCUCAUCAAAGUGCGUUUGGGUGACGAUAAGCUACAAGCUUGCGAAGUCAUGCUGCGAGACGUUCUGGAAUCGAAGCGUAUCAACGGUACUAUUCGCACAACAAUAAACCUACCAACUGCAACGUCGCUUGUCACACCAGAUCACCGUAGCAGAGAGCCUCAAACACCAGACGGCCGAAAUCCGCGGACACCCCAACCUCGCAGACCCACACGAUCGACUCGGAAUGUCACUCCUUCUGCCCCCAGCGCCACAACACCCACUGGUCCUACGCUCAAUGCACAGAUUCUAUCAUCAUUUUUCUGGCCCCAACUUCGCGACGACACGUUCCGUGUACCUGCACAAAUUGAUGCACUACAGAAGGAAUACGAGUCACGUUUCGAGCGUAUCAAGGGUAUGCGCAAGCUGCGGUGGAUGAAUGCCCUAGGAGAUGGCUCCAUAACCCUCACAUUCGAUGACCGCACUGAGGACUUUGACCAUCUCACACCCUGGCAAGUUAGUGUAAUUUACGCCUUCCAACCUCAACCCGACGAGGAAGCAAAACAUGCAGACAAAGGCGGCGAAGGUAUAACACGCAGCGUAUCCCAACUAGAAGAAAUGCUCGAAAUGGACGAAAGCCUUGUCCACCAGGCGCUCUCCUUCUGGGUUGGCAAAUCCGUCCUCCGCUUCCACGCCCCAUCCACCUACUCCAUUAUUGAGUCCCUCCCCAAACCCACAUCUAAAACCGGUGCUCACGACGCCCACGCAGCGGCUGCAGCAGAGGAAUUAGCUACCAUUCAAGCCAACGCCACGAAUAACACUGUCAAAUCCCAAAGCGAAAUGCUGGAAGAGAAGAAGGAUGUCUACACGGCUUUCAUACUGGGUAUGCUGACGAACCAGGGUAACAUGAAUGUGGGUCGCAUUGCCAUGAUGAUGCGAAUGAUGGUUCAAGGCGGAUUCCCAUUCGGACCCGAGGAAGUGAAAAAGCUGUUAGGCGACUUAGAAGUAGAUGGCAAGGUCGUCGGCAUGGGUGGUGAUGUCUGGAGCAUCAGGAAGUGA